Polychytrium aggregatum is the source of this 1101-nucleotide messenger RNA. Its product is annotated as ras family-domain-containing protein. Lineage: Eukaryota; Fungi; Chytridiomycota; Chytridiomycetes; Polychytriales. The coding region runs from base 355 to 987 and encodes 210 amino acids. Gene Ontology annotation, cellular component: plasma membrane; endosome. Gene Ontology annotation, molecular function: GTP binding; GTPase activity. The transcript is spliced from 6 exons. Gene Ontology annotation, biological process: regulation of exocytosis; protein localization to plasma membrane; protein secretion. The record is from RefSeq and is a predicted model, not a curated record.
AGCACUCGCCACCCGCAACCGCACGCCGUCCCUGGCGCUUCUUCCCCAACCUCCCCCCCCCGCUGGGCGCCGAGAGCACAUGCGACCAGGCCGCGCGCCGUUCCAGAAUCCUCCAUCUCGCCCGCUCCUCGCUGGUGCCCCGGCGGCUCUCGCUGCACUGUACCAGCGCUCUCUGCCCCAUCUCGCCCUCGCCCGGCCCCUCGUCUGCUUCUCGCCGUCGUCUCGCUCCGAGCCUCGGCCGUCCCCGUCCUUUUGAGGGUUCCCCCUUCCUUUUUUUGCACCCUUUCCUCUGUCUUGCCUCGUCCCUGCCUUCGCCGUCUCUGCCGUCUUGCCUGCCGAUUCCGUCUAUCCACCAUGGCCACCUCAAAGUCCGCCACCUACGACUACCUCAUCAAGCUCCUGCUGAUUGGUGACUCUGGCGUCGGCAAAUCCUGUCUUCUCCUUCGCUUCUCGGACGACUCGUUCACGCCCUCGUUUAUCACCACCAUCGGUAUCGACUUCAAGAUCCGUACCAUCGACCUGGACGGAAAGCGAAUCAAGCUGCAGAUCUGGGAUACCGCCGGCCAGGAGCGCUUCCGCACUAUCACCACCGCCUACUACCGCGGUGCCAUGGGUAUCUUGUUGACCUACGAUGUCACCGACGAGCGAUCCUUCAACAACAUCCGAAACUGGAUUCGCAACAUCGAGCAGCACGCCAGUGAAGGCGUCAACAAGAUCCUGAUCGGCAACAAGUGCGAUAUGCUGGAGAAGAAGGUUAUCAGCAAAGAGCAGGGCCAGGCCCUCGCCGACGAAUACGGCAUCCGAUUCAUCGAGACCAGCGCCAAGUCCAACAUUGGCGUCGAGGAGGCCUUCUUCAGCUUGGCCCGCGACAUCAAGAAGCGUCUCAUCGACAACGACGAGCGCAAGGACAAGCCCGCUGCCAAUGCCACCGUAAAUCUCAACAAGCCAGGAGCCCAGACCCCCACUUGCUCUGCAUGUGGCAUCUAAUCGCAUUGCCAUCGCUACUCUCCACCGUCUACCUAUCCGCCCCCACACACUCUGUCUAUAUAGGAGCAAGUGCGUCAGAAAAUCAACGUAAAUAUACACUCCACACCCACCCAC